This is a messenger RNA of Vicugna pacos (alpaca), 3612 nucleotides long. Lineage: Eukaryota; Metazoa; Chordata; Mammalia; Artiodactyla; Camelidae. The record is from RefSeq and is a predicted model, not a curated record.
AAUCACUGGGGCUCCAUGCUUAGCCACCGAGGCGCGCGUCCCAGUCGCUGUGUGCCGGGUGCACGCUCCGCCACGAGCGCUGGGCUCGGAGCUGGCGACAGGACCCAGGCACAGUGGCCGGUGGCAGGAAGAGGUCAGAAACCACUCUUGUCGGGGGUGGUGGGGGAGGGCGCCCCAUCCCUGCCUCUGCUUCCUGCCUGCGCGACGUUUACAGCAUGGUGCAACUCCCACCUCCGGAAGGCAGGGACGCAGAUCGAGAACAUCGAGGAGGACUUCCGGGAUGGCCUGAAGCUGAUGCUGCUGCUGGAGGUCAUCUCAGGGGAACGCUUGGCCAAGCCAGAGAGAGGCAAGAUGAGGGUGCACAAGAUCUCCAACGUCAACAAGGCCCUGGACUUCAUAGCCAGCAAGGGGGUCAAACUGGUGUCCAUAGGAGCUGAAGAAAUCGUGGAUGGGAAUGUGAAAAUGACCCUGGGCAUGAUCUGGACCAUCAUCCUCCGCUUCGCCAUCCAGGACAUCUCCGUGGAAGAGACUUCGGCUAAGGAAGGGCUGCUCUUGUGGUGUCAGAGAAAGACAGCGCCUUACAAAAACGUCAACAUCCAGAACUUCCACAUAAGCUGGAAGGACGGCCUUGGCUUCUGUGCCUUGAUCCACCGACACCGGCCUGAGCUGAUUGACUACGGGAAGCUGCGGAAGGAUGAUCCACUUACAAAUCUGAACACAGCCUUUGAUGUGGCAGAGAAGUACCUGGACAUCCCCAAGAUGCUGGAUGCUGAAGACAUUGUCGGAACCGCCCGCCCGGAUGAGAAAGCCAUCAUGACUUAUGUGUCCAGCUUCUACCAUGCCUUCUCCGGAGCCCAGAAGGCCGAGACAGCAGCCAAUCGCAUCUGCAAGGUGCUGGCCGUCAACCAGGAGAACGAGCAGCUCAUGGAAGACUACGAGAAGCUGGCCAGCGAUCUGCUGGAGUGGAUCCGCCGCACCAUCCCAUGGCUGGAGAACCGGGCGCCUGAGAACACCAUGCAUGCCAUGCAGCAGAAGCUGGAGGACUUCCGAGACUACCGGCGCCUGCACAAGCCACCCAAGGUGCAGGAGAAGUGCCAGCUGGAGAUCAACUUCAACACACUGCAGACCAAGCUGCGCCUCAGCAACCGGCCCGCCUUCAUGCCCUCCGAGGGCCGGAUGGUCUCGGACAUCAACAACGCCUGGGGCUGCCUGGAGCAGGCGGAGAAAGGCUACGAGGAGUGGCUGCUGAACGAGAUCCGGAGGCUGGAGCGGCUGGACCACCUGGCAGAGAAGUUCCGUCAGAAGGCCUCCAUCCACGAGGCCUGGACAGAUGGCAAAGAGGCCAUGCUGCGGCAGAAGGAUUACGAGACAGCCACCCUCUCGGAGAUCAAGGCGCUGCUCAAGAAGCACGAGGCCUUCGAGAGCGACCUGGCCGCCCACCAGGACCGCGUGGAGCAGAUUGCUGCCAUCGCCCAGGAGCUUAAUGAGCUGGACUAUUACGACUCCAACCCAGUGUACAACGCCCGGUGACCAAAAGAUCUGUGACCAGGUGGGAACAAUCUGGGGGCUCUAACCCAGAAGCGGAGGGAAGCUCUGGAGCGGACAGAGAAACUGCUGGAGACCAUCGACCAGCUGUACCUGGAGUAUGCCAAGCGGGCUGCACCCUUCAACAACUGGAUGGAGGGGGCCAUGGAGGACCUGCAGGACACCUUCAUCGUGCACACCAUUGAGGAGAUCCAGGGACUGACCACAGCCCAUGAGCAGUUCAAGGCCACCCUCCCCGAUGCCGACAAGGAGCGCCUGGCCAUCCUGGGCAUCCAUAACGAGGUGUCCAAGAUUGUCCAGACCUACCACGUCAACAUGGCGGGCAGCAACCCCUACACAACCAUCACGCCUCAGGAGAUCAAUGGCAAAUGGGACCAUGUGCGGCAGCUGGUGCCUCGGAGGGACCAGGCCCUGACGGAAGAGCAUGCCCGCCAGCAGCACAACGAGAGGCUACGCAAGCAGUUUGGGGCCCAGGCCAAUGUCAUUGGGCCCUGGAUCCAGACCAAGAUGGAGGAGAUCGGCAGGAUCUCUAUCGAGAUGCACGGGACCCUGGAGGACCAGCUCAGCCACCUGCGGCAGUACGAGAAGAGCAUCGUCAACUACAAGCCCAAGAUCGACCAGCUGGAGGGCGACCACCAGCUCAUCCAGGAGGCGCUCAUCUUCGACAAUAAGCACACCAACUACACCAUGGAGCACAUCCGCGUGGGCUGGGAGCAGCUCCUCACCACCAUUGCCAGGACCAUCAAUGAGGUGGAGAACCAGAUCCUGACCAGGGAUGCCAAGGGCAUCAGCCAGGAGCAGAUGAAUGAGUUCCGGGCCUCCUUCAACCACUUUGACCGGGAUCACUCCGGCACGCUGGGUCCCGAGGAGUUCAAAGCCUGCCUCAUCAGCUUGGGUUAUGAUAUUGGCAACGACCCCCAGAAGAAGACAGGCAUGAUGGACAUGGAUGAUUUCCGCGCCUGCCUUAUCUCCAUGGGUUACAACAUGGGAGAGGCAGAAUUUGCCCGCAUCAUGAGUAUCGUGGACCCCAACCGCCUUGGGGUAGUGACGUUCCAGGCCUUCAUCGACUUUAUGUCCCGUGAGACGGCCGACACAGAUACAGCAGACCAAGUCAUGGCUUCCUUCAAGAUCCUGGCUGGGGACAAGAACUACAUCACGGUGGACGAGCUGCGUCGUGAGCUGCCGCCGGAUCAGGCUGAGUACUGCAUCGCACGAAUGGCCCCCUACACCGGCCCUGACGCCGUGCCCGGUGCUCUGGACUACAUGUCCUUCUCCACGGCGCUGUACGGCGAGAGUGACCUCUAACCUGCCCCGCCCAGCCCGCGCCCUCACCCUCGCCCGGCCGCUGUACAAGCCCCGCCCUGCGCCUCCGCUGUCCCCUCUCCCGCCCGGGUUCGGUUUCCGUGCUUCGCCUCCCAAGUAGGGGCGAGCUGGGACCCACGUGGCAUCGAGCCUCCCUGCCCGCGAAGUGACAGUUUACAAAAUUAUUUUCUGCAAAAAAGAAAAAAAAAAGUUACGUUAAAAAAAGUAAAAAACCAAAAAACCACAUAUUUUAUUAUAGAAAAAGUAUUUUUUUCUCCACCAGACUUAAAUGGAAAAGAGGAAAAAUUAACUAUUUGCACCGAAAUAUUUUGUUUUGUUGUGACAUAGGAAAAUAACCAAGCACAAUGUUAUAUUCCAUUCUUUUUAUCGAUUUUUUUUUUCUAUCUGUACCAUCUGCUGUAUUCCUUUCUCCAAUCUCAUGUCCACCUUGAUGUGGGAGUGGGGGGUGGGGGUAGGGGAUAAUCUUGUCAAAAGGCACAUUGGUGCAUGUGUGUUUGCUAGCUCACUUGUCCAUGAAAAUAUUUUAUGAUAUUAAAGAAAAUCUUUUGAAAUGGCUGUUUUUUAUGGAAGAGAACUUAUGUGGCUUAUCUUCUGAUUUUUAAGGCCAGAGGUGUAAUUAGCCUCUUUUUCAGCACACACUUUUUAAAAAAUAUUGCUUAUUAAAAAUGGUCAGGACCAAAUUGGUGAGUGUGGCCAACUUUGAUACUGCUUGGCGCACACCAUAUUAAAGCAACAAUACUCCCA